Saprolegnia parasitica CBS 223.65 is the source of this 915-nucleotide messenger RNA. Its product is annotated as TKL protein kinase. NCBI's taxonomy places the organism in Eukaryota, Oomycota, Saprolegniomycetes, Saprolegniales, Saprolegniaceae. The coding region runs from base 1 to 915 and encodes 304 amino acids. Gene Ontology annotation, biological process: protein phosphorylation. Gene Ontology annotation, molecular function: ATP binding; protein tyrosine kinase activity. The record is from RefSeq and is a predicted model, not a curated record. The transcript has 4 exons.
AUGACUGCAAGGGUGUGCCAAGGCCUCAAAGAAACUGUUCCAACUGGGACGAGCAACGUGGACUACAGCUUAACACUGGUGCCUCCGUGCUUCCACGUCGUCCGAAGGGGACUUCAUCUCGGGGUUGUCCUCUCGCUGCCCGCCGCGACGUUUUGGACCCGCGUGCACGAAGGCACGUACUACGGUACACGCGUCAUCGCCAAGGUGAUACUCGCCGCUGACGCCACCACACUGCGCAAAGCUUACCAGCUGGCUCGAAUUUCCAUCGACAUGCAUCAUCCCAACAUUGUCCGCUUCUUGGGCGUCGACUACGACGACCAAAACAAGACUGCAGUCUUUGUGACCGAGCAGCUUGAGCGCGGGGACUUGGCGUCCAUCUUGGCCAGCGACGAAGGGCUCUCGGUUCAAGUGUGCAUCCAAAUCAUGUUCGAUGUCGCGUGCGGCAUGGCCUACCUCCAUUCGCAGCCCAAGCCGAUCAUGCACCGCGACUUGCGCGCGGCCAACGUUCACAUUUCCCGCAACAAUCGAGCCAAGGUGGCCAAUUUCGAGCUCAGCGGCAAACUUGGCCUGGACACGUCACGGGUCGGAACGCCGGCGUGGACGGCGCCCGAAAUCUUGGCAGGCGGUGCAAACUACACGGAAAAGGUGGACGUCUACAGCUUCGCGAUGCUCGUAGUCGAGAUUAUGAAUCGAAAGAUGCCGUAUGCCGACGAAUCCAAAGCCACGCCAGCGCGCCAGCUCUUGGAAGAAAUCGUGUCGAAGCAGCGGCGGCCGACAAUUUUGCAUCCGGAAAAGUGGCCGCAACAAAUGCUCGAGCUUGUGAAAGCGUGCUGGAAAGAAAACCCGGAAGGGCGCCCCGCGUUUCAGUUCAUUGUCGCCGAGCUGGACAUGUAUUUGAAACAACCUCAACAGUGA